Microdochium trichocladiopsis is the source of this 1044-nucleotide messenger RNA. RefSeq lists its product as uncharacterized. The transcript is spliced from 3 exons. The record is from RefSeq and is a predicted model, not a curated record. Gene Ontology annotation, molecular function: arylformamidase activity. Lineage: Eukaryota; Fungi; Ascomycota; Sordariomycetes; Xylariales; Microdochiaceae. Bases 1 to 1044 code for a protein of 347 amino acids.
AUGGAGCCAUCUCAAGUACCGGACUUCGAUGAUCUUCCUAGAGUGGAAGGCAUGCCGCAAGGCUGCGCAUGGGGUCUGUUCGACAAAGACGGCAAGAAGGACCUCCUGGGGACUUUGAACUUCCUCACACCUGCUAUUCGGAAGGCAGCCUAUGCGGAGGCAAAAGAUGGUGUUUCAAUCUCUCUGAAUUGGCCUCUGAAUGCGAUGCCAAUCCCGCUGCCGGGACGCAUGGCGUGCACACAUACCCCUAUGUCGCUGAAGGAGGCCGGGAUAUCUGGCGGUGAGGGCUGGGACGACGAGCUGCACUUCAAUACGCAGAUGAGCAGCCAGUGGGACAGCCUGGUGCACUGGCAGGACCAGAAGUCUGGCUUGGCCUACAACGGCAUCAAGGUGACCAAGGAGGCUCUAGCAGUGUCCCACACUGCCGCCAACGAGAUGCCGACCCUGGACCAUUGGCACGCCUGCGGCGGCAUGGUGGCGAGAGGCGUGCUGAUCGAUUUCAAAGAGUGGAAGGAGUCGCAGCUGCGGGCUGAGGGAAAGACGGGUGCUGACGCCAUUGUCCAUCCCUUUGACGGGCACCGGAUCACCGUUGAAGAGGUUGAGGCGGUAGCCAAGACGCAGGGCGUCGAGUUCCGCCCAGGGGACGUGCUCGUCAUCAGGACGGGACUGACAGAGAUACUGGGCGCGCCAACGCCAGAGGAUUUUGCGAAAAUGGGCAAGAUGACCAUAUCUGGCCUGCAUGGCGUUGCUGCCUCGGCCAAGUGGCUGUGGAACAAGCGAUUUGCGGCCGGCGCGGGCGAUUCGUGGGCAUUUGAGGCGCUGAUGCCCGUGCACGAGGACGGGUCGCCGGCCGAUGUUAGCGAUUUGUAUCUUCACCCGUGGAUGCUCAGCAUGUUUGGCAUGCCCAUAGGCGAGCUUUGGGAUCUCAAGGCCUUGUCGGAGCACUGCAAGAAGACCAAGAGAUACAGCUUCCUGCUGACGUCGACUCCGCUCAACGUGCCUGGGCUUGUCGGCUCGCCACCCAAUGCAACGGCAGUCUUCUAG